ACAACUCUUUUCUUAAGCUUCUCAUGGCUCACAGAGGUGAGGAGCCCCUUGCGAGAGGUAAUGCAAACGAUUCUCACCGCAAGUGCAAACUAUUUGGUUUCUCGUCUCGUUGAAACCAAAGACAGCUUUGGCCAGCACCGCCAAAGACGACGUCCACAAGGAUCUCGAGUUGGAAACUUCCGGCUUCAGGAAGUGUUUUACUGGCCAGAACUGGAACCAGCAGCAGCAACAACAGCAACCAAGCAGGACGUGCACCAAAUUCACAAACAGGGUGAGCUUUGGACUUGUCCAAGUUUUGGGGAUUAUACAUGCAACACGCAACUCCUGGAGGAGCUGCAGCAUCUGUUCGGCAUUGACGAGAACCUGAACGUGGCAAGCCGUGUACGUAGAUAAUGAAGGCGACAUGCUGCUCGUCGGAGACGCAUUUCAUGUUGUGUUUGUUUAACACGACGGUGCGAUGCAUACGGAUGUUAUCGCCGGCUGAGAUCCAGAAGCUUCCCGUGCUGGCAACAGCAGCACGGAAGAGCCAACCAGCAGGCUCCGAUCAGCAGGAUUCCUCGAAUAAUUAAGUAGCUCGUAAGAUUCUUCGUUUUGCACUAAUUGAGAACUUCCCCUUUU
Messenger RNA from Selaginella moellendorffii, 618 nucleotides. RefSeq lists its product as uncharacterized. Lineage: Eukaryota; Viridiplantae; Streptophyta; Lycopodiopsida; Selaginellales; Selaginellaceae. The transcript has 3 exons. The record is from RefSeq and is a predicted model, not a curated record. Bases 61 to 393 code for a protein of 110 amino acids.